Molecule: messenger RNA, 1239 nt
Organism: Colletotrichum truncatum
Lineage: Eukaryota; Fungi; Ascomycota; Sordariomycetes; Glomerellales; Glomerellaceae
Product: glucan 1,3-beta-glucosidase
Biological process (GO): cell wall organization
Cellular component (GO): fungal-type cell wall; cell surface; extracellular region
Molecular function (GO): glucan endo-1,3-beta-D-glucosidase activity
Source: RefSeq, a predicted model, not a curated record
AUGCGUCCUCUCGACUACUCAGCAGCUCUUCUCCUUCUGGCGUCCGCAGCCAGCGCUUUCCAAGGGUUCAACUAUGGCGCCACCUUCACUGAUGGACGGGCGAAAACUCAGUCUGACUACGAAGCCGAGUUCAAAACCGCCGCUAGUCUCGAAGGCACCAACGGCGCCUUUACAUCCGCCCGACUCUAUACCAUGAUCCAAAGUGGAAGUGUCAAUGACCCCAUCUCAGCCAUCCCUGCUGCGAUUGCUACGAGAACGUCGUUGUUGCUCGGCCUGUGGGCAUCCGCCGGAGAUGCUUCCUUUGCAAAUGAGAUCGAGGCUUUGAAAAGAACUAUAUCCCAAUAUGGCCACCAGCUUGACGGUCUGAUCGCUGGUAUUUCUAUCGGUAGCGAGGAUCUCUACCGCUUUUCGCCCAUGGGUGUCGCGGCCGGCCAGAACCCUGGUGUUGGUCCGGAAACACUCCUGAAGUAUAUUCAGCAAGUCCGCCAAGUCAUCAAGGACUCGCCGUUGGGUGGUGCUCCACUAGGCCAUGUUGACACAUGGACUGCAUGGGGUAACAACAGCAACGAGGCCGUUGUCCAGGCAUGCGACUGGAUCGGAAUGGACGCAUACCCUUUCUUCGACGACUUUGCUCCCAAUUCGAUUUCUGACAGCAAAGACCGCUGGAACGAUGGUCUCAAGAGAACCCUGGCGAAUGCUGGAAACAAGCCGGUUUGGAUCACCGAAACUGGCUGGCCUGCAAGCGGCAAAACUGUUGGCAAGGCUAUUGCAUCUCCCGAGAACGCUAAGAUAUAUUGGGAUGAGAUCGGAUGCCCGUUGUUCGGAAAGACCAACGUCUGGUGGUAUACCUUCCAAGAUUCCUCUCCAACUACUCCUAACCCGAGCUUUGGUGUCAUUGGCUCUUCGUUAACCAACAAGCCCCUCUGGGAUCUGUCUUGCAAUGCAGCCAACUCGACCUCUUCGUCUUCAUCCCCUUCGGAUCCCGCCACAAGAACCGCCUCAAGCCAUGCUACUGCGCAGACCCAUAUCCAACUUGCCACUUCUGCCCCUAACACGGAAGCUCAGAGCACUGCCAAUGGCAAACCAACUUCUCAGGUAUCUGGUUUCGCUUCUGCCACGGGCAGUAGAAACGCUACCUUGAGCCCGCCAACCUCGACGCCUGUUACUGUCAGCGGCAGCGGCACCACAAUCAACUUCAGCAUUGCGUUCCUUGUUGGAGUGAUUGCUCUGGCAAUCUAA